GUUCGCAACUCUCACUUAAAGCACCAAAAAUGAUUAAAAAAAAAAUGUCAGGGUCUAAUAUUGCCAAUGUUGUAAUGUAAUCCCUGUCUUGCUUAUUGCCUACGCAGUGACAUGGCACAUAUCGUCGUCCUGACCAAUAACUAUGUCCCUUUUUUGUCUCACACAGACUCCCUGGAGAUGUUUGUCCCAGAUAAGAUCACCAUUCUACUCGGCCUGAUGGCAGCGGGAACAGACUUCUACAAAAGCCUCGGAGUGAAGAAGAAGAGUGAAGCUGAGGACCUUUGGCAGAAGUCUUAUCACCAUGUAGCAGUGAGAGAACAGGUGGAGGAACUUCUGCAGCUGGAGAGUGAGUGGGACUCCUUCCUGGAGAGCGUGGACAGAGGUCUGCGGACAACAGACGGACAGCUGGCAGGAGGACAGAUAGCAGACAGCCUGAGCCCUGAUACUGCGUUCACUGAUGGACGGAGUGCAAAGAGCGUGACUCUGGGUCAGUUCCUGGGUCAGGGUCAGAAGCUGCUGCUGGUCCUCAUCAGACAUUUCAGAUGACUGCUGUGACGAGACCACGUGGCCGAGCUGGAGGCCAGUCAGGUAUACAGGAGUUUUGGCCUCGACUCGUCCUACGCCAAAGUGAUGAGGUUUGGCUGCCUGCUCAAGUACUCCGAGUACGGAGCUGUGGACAGAGACUUCCCCGAUGUCCCCCCUCACCUGCUGGAAGAUAUGUACCAGGUACAAAUGGACAACCAGGUACAAAUGGACAACCAGAUGGGAGGUGACUUUUUGCUGGAUGACACGGGGAGGGUCCUUCUUUCUCACCCGUCUAAAAACCCAAUGGACAGGCCGAGUGUGAAGGCCGCCCUGCAGGCCGUGGACCCUUCAGGCUCCUCUCUGUGAAGAAACUACAAGCUGUAAAAGAUAUGUGAACAUUGGAGACACUCAGGGGGUUUAAGUGGUUACAUUUUUUUUCCCAUCACUGGCACCGCAGAGGAAGAGCAGCUCUUUGACUCACGUUUAUGACGUCACGUCUCGCACUCAUGACACCAUGAAGAGGUGUGACUGAUGCAGAACUGUAAGCAAGGACAACUGAUCUCCUUUGUUGUGUUAGUGUUGUGAUGAGAGCAUUUUUAAAUUAGUGGAUUACAGUGUAAUUCAAUAUAAAGUUACUUUUAUAUAAUACCAAUGGUAUUUAACUUAAAAAAAACUGAUUUUAGAAACUGAUUUAAGCAAUUGUACUGUAAUCUGUAAUGUCAGACUGUACGGCAUUUCUUAAAGGUGCAGUAGGUAAGCCUUAUAAAACUAACUUUCUGUCAUAUUUGCUGAAAUUGA
This is a messenger RNA of Perca fluviatilis (European perch), 1323 nucleotides long. RefSeq names its product selenoprotein L (gene selenol). The record is from RefSeq and is a predicted model, not a curated record. NCBI's taxonomy places the organism in Eukaryota, Metazoa, Chordata, Actinopteri, Perciformes, Percidae. The transcript has 7 exons.